AUGAGGCACUGGAACAGGUUGCCCAGAGAAGCUGUCCCCUCUCUGGAGGUGAUCAAUGCUGGGUUGGAUGAGGCUUUCAGCAACCUCAUGCAGUGGAAGGUGUCCCUGCCCGUGUCAGGGGGACUGCAACUAGGACCGUCCAGGAGGAGACGCACGCAGGGCGAUGGGCACGACCAGCUCACGCCAGUCCGUCGCUGUUGCUCUCCCAGCUCUCCUGUGCCUUCACUGGGGCGCGACUCCGGCGACUCCACAUCGCCACGACCCCUCAGAGGCUCUCCCGUGGGAGAAGAGGUGGGGGAAGGAGGGAAUUCUCCUGAGAUGCCGCGAUACCGACCCGCCCGGCGGACGGCAAACCCCGGCGGCGCCGCGGAGCGCACCUGUGGGCGAUGCCUGCACCGCGUCCCCGCGUCCCCGCAUCCGAGCGGGCGCCGGCGAACAUGGCAGAGGAGCGGCGCUGAGCCCGCGCCGCCGCCCGGGGAAGGGCGGUCGCCCCUGCGCGCCCCGCGACCGCCGAAGGGAGCGCGGCGCCGGCGCCUCCGCGGGGCUCUGUGUGAUGGUGGGGGGCCGCCGGCGCUGCUGAGGCGGGGGGCGGCUGGUCCCGGCCCCGGCGGCGGCGGCAGCAGUAGCAGCGUGGAGCGGGGGCUGCCUCCCUCUCCCCGCUGA
Messenger RNA from Passer montanus (Eurasian tree sparrow), 663 nucleotides. RefSeq names its product basic salivary proline-rich protein 1-like. NCBI's taxonomy places the organism in Eukaryota, Metazoa, Chordata, Aves, Passeriformes, Passeridae. The transcript is spliced from 2 exons. The record is from RefSeq and is a predicted model, not a curated record. The coding region runs from base 1 to 663 and encodes 220 amino acids.